UUGCCCUUAACCGCUACCCCUUCUUCUACCUUAAGAUUCCUUGGAGUUAGGAAGACGUGUGAUUUUGUUUAUCUCUUACUUUUAGGUCUCCAUGCUGUGUUGGGUUCGUUGUAUCAUAAUCAAAUCGAGCUCGACUUGGAUAACGCUGAAGGAGUUCUUUCGGCAGCAUCCGUGCUGCAAUUGGAGAGUGUUCUGGAACGUUGUGGGGACGCAAUGGCAGAAAAUCUUUCAGCUACCAAUGUACUGAGAUAUCUGAACCUAUCGGAAAUGUAUGGACUCCCUCAGGUGACUGAUCGAGCAUAUCACCUUCUCAAAUGGAAUUUCUGGAGAUUUAUGAAGUCAAAGGAGCAUAUCAAGGCCCUGAAAGAAGACACUUUUGUUCGGUUGAUCUCCUCCUCGGAAUUGUUGAUCAUGGAAGGUGAAAUGGAUUUGUAUCAAAUGGUCAAAGUGUGGAUAUUUCUCAACGAAAAACCUCACGCAGCUGCUCUACCCGACGCAGAUUUUCAACGUCAAAUGACUGAAACUUUCACUAAUUAUCCAGAAGGCGAAUUAUUCGUAAAACAUGCAGGAUUGUUUGCAGCAUUGAGACUUCAUCACAUCACUACUACCUUAGGUAAAAGUCAUGAUUUUUCUCUUUCCAGCAAGCUUAAACACUGUUGA
Strongylus vulgaris is the source of this 660-nucleotide messenger RNA. The record is from the annotation of a GenBank genome assembly. NCBI's taxonomy places the organism in Eukaryota, Metazoa, Nematoda, Chromadorea, Rhabditida, Strongylidae.